AUGAAGACAAUCAUUGUACUAUGUUCUAUAGCAGCUUUUGCUACGGCAAUUCCUACGCUUAUAAAAGGAACUCUCGACGAGCUCGAAUCUGAAUACAAUAAGCCUUCAGUGACUAUAAAGCGUGAAAAGAAGUCGCCCCUUCACGAUCCUCUACAUGAAGAAAUUCUCAAUAAUGAGAAAGAAAAUUCACAUAUUGACACCGGCAUCAAGUCCCAUAUUGUAGCACCCGCGUUCGAAGGAAGAAGUCUCGGUUUUAAAAAGCCAUUAAUUAUUAAGAAAAAAUUUGGAUAUCACCUGUAUCGAGAUUCAGACGAAGAAAUGACAUAUGCGGAUCCACAUGAAAAAUGUAGAAAGCAAGUCAAAGUUAAAUUAUGUGAUGAAGAGCCUAGUGUAAGUUCUAAGAAUUUCCCAAAAGGCUUGACAUCGGCACGACUGGAUGGACAUAUUUCUGAAAGAGAAGUGGAACAUAGUAUAAAAAUGGCAAAGGAAGCUGUUGAAAAUUUGCAAAGAGAUAUCCAAAAGAUAGAACAAAGUUCAGCUAAAUUGAGAGAAACCCCUAGGAAUGCUAAUUUAGCUACUGAUGCUGAAGUACAAGAAGAUAUUGAAGUUGCUAGAAAAGCUUUAGAGCACAUUACACAUAAUUUUGAAAAUUUUGAAUCAAUGGAAAUUCAUGCUCCAAGAACAAGCGAUAUGUUAAUAACAAACCCCACCGAUGAAGAAAGAUUAGCUCAAUGGAAAGAUGCAAUUGAAAAUAUUCACAGAAAUUUUGAAAUUGCCCGAAACAUUGAAGAUGCUUUCAGAUCUGAAUCUCUGGACACGUUCUCUUUAGAUAAUAGUGAUGCAACCAAAUUAACUGGGAAUCCUUUGAGCGUAAUUGAACAUCAAAUUCAAGAAAAAUCUAAUGAUGAAUUACUGGAUAAUAAAAGUGCUUUAACGAAAGAUCUGAAAACUCUUCGUAAAGAGGAGAAUGUUGAUUUUAUAUCUAACUUAGAAAAACGAAAAUCAAGUACUGCCAAUGAACAACAACUUGAAGAAAAUAAUGAUAUGUUUACUUCUACGACUAAUAAUAAAGAAUUUAAAAUGGAACUUCACAGCGACAGUCUAAAAAAGGAAAAGACUGCAACAGAUUCUACAAAUAAUAAUAUAGACAAGGAAGCUUUAACUAGGCAUGAAACACGAAUGGACGAAUCUAGUUUAGAUGGACAUUUAUCAGAAAUGAAAAAUGCAGAGUCAUUAACUCAUCAAUCUGGUGAAUCAAAAACGUUAAACAAUGAAUUGCAAAUGAUGAAAAAUGCCUUACCUGAAGUUAACCAUGAAAACAUGGAAUCACAUUCUAAUGAAGAUGUUGAACAUAAGGAAACUUUUAAACUAGCAAGAGAAGUUGAGAUGGAAAAUGUUAAUUUAAAUAAAAAGGAUAUGAAAAAAGAACAUGAAAAUUCAUUAACAUCUAGUAAUACAAUGUUAGAUCAAACACACGCAGAAACAAAAGCUUUAUCCGAUAGUGAUACCGUCAGAUUUGAAAACGACGAAGUUUUUAUGCCAAAAGAAACAUUACCCUUUGAAAAUAUAAUAAAGGAUCCUUCACAUACACAUAUUCAUGACUUACGAGAAAAGAGUACCGAAGAACACAUGAAGGAAUUUUUACUAAAUGAUAAGGAAGGUCAAGAUAUUUUUAGCAUGCGUGCCAGUCACGACAGUGCAGCCCUGUUUAAGGAAAACAAACAUCAUAAUGAAGAGCUCCAUACAACAUCUCAAGAUGAUGAUGUAAUGCGUCUGGCUAAAACUGUUACAAAUGAUUAUACUAAUGAACAAGUUAAAUCGUUCCCGACAAAAAUAGAUUCAACUAUUGAAGAAAAUAAACACAAGAGUGCCAAAAUGAGCCAAGAGGAGAACAUUGUCCAGAAGUUGACUGAAAACAAUGAUCUCCACACUUUAAGUUUUAUACAUGCGAAUGAAAAUAAUGAUGAUUUAACACAACAAUUUAAAACAGUAUCAGAACUUGAUAGAAAGAGUAUGGUUAAUGAUCAAAUGAGAAUGAUCCAAGAUCAAAAUACAGCGCAAACCUUAGCAGAAAACCAUCAACUUCAACUUAAAUCUGCUUCAGAUUUACAUAACGAUUUUCAACCAACAACUGAUUUAAAAAGUGGCCAGAAUGUUCAUUACGAACAAGCAAGUAUGCGAAUGACAGAAGAUAAACCUUUGAAAAACGAAUUAGCUGAGAAUAAUAACUUACAUGAUUCUCAUUUCAUGCGAUUCGCUCAAGUCAAAGAACAUAAUGAUCAUUUGCUACCCGCAUUUAAAGUUAGUUCAGAGUUUCAAAAUGGACAAUCUAUGCUAACAUCUAGAACUAAUUUAAUGGAAAACAGUCAGAAAAUGGAAGAAAGUAUGAUAGAAGACAAAAAUAGAGACCAUAAAUUUAAUCAAAAUCUCAAUUCACAUACCCCUCUCGUAGAUGGAUGGUCAGAAGAUAGACAACGGGUGGAUCAUUUAUCAUCUGGUUUUAAAAGUGCUACAGAUUUCCACAAAGGACAUUCUCUCAUGCCAUUAACAAUACCGACUAGACAACAUAGUGGCCAAAAUAUGCACAAAGAAGAAACAAACAUGCGAAUGAGCGAAGGAAUGAACUUAGAGCAACAGUUCCAUGAUAACCAAGGUAUGCAUGACGCCCAUUCAAUGACAUGGACACAAGACAACCAACAUAAGCAUCUACAGUCCCAACACUUCAAUAAUGUGCCUGAAUUUCACAACCAUCACUUUAGGCCACAUAUGCAUCACCAACACGGCUUUGUACAUACCAACAGAUUUGGUAAUCAAUUUGAUUUGGAUAGCAAUAAUAAUUUAUCCCCGCUUUCAUCUAGAACAAAUGACCACGGUAAGCUCUCGGAGUUAGAUAGCUCGAUGCAGCCGAGUUCCCACUUAAAUAUGAGAGACAAUGGCGUACAGUGGAAUCAUCAUCAUCAUGGUAUGUCUAGAUCCAGUUAUGGCUCGAGUUUACCUAUAGGUGGUUACAACCAGGGUGCAGUCGGUAUUUUCCCCAAUGCUAACACUGCUUGCGGCAUACCUUUGAUGUUAAGUUGUUCUCCAUCGGUUGUUUCUGGGAGCUUAGCAAAACCUCAUCCCACAGGUAUUACUGCCCCAGCGUAUAGAUCAGGCGACGACAUCAUGUUCUAUAUGAAACGAGACACUAAAAAUACAGAUGAAACACCAUUAAAGAUACAGAAAACACCAUCAAACCAUAAAACUGAAUUAACUUUAAAUAAGCAA
Molecule: messenger RNA, 3264 nt
Organism: Brenthis ino (lesser marbled fritillary)
Lineage: Eukaryota; Metazoa; Arthropoda; Insecta; Lepidoptera; Nymphalidae
Source: the annotation of a GenBank genome assembly